AACGAAGGAUGGCAAGUCGCAUACCUCAAAAGACCCUACAAUUUUGGCAGCCCAAAACCCAUAUAUUCAUAUCAUCCCCGAAAUUGGUUCUACAAAACACCAGACCUUGUGGGAGAAAGUUUUCAACAUGUUCAACGAUAUCACUGCUCCAAUUGCCAUUGUAGGCGUUUCCUACCGCGCUCCUAGUGUUGGGAGGAAAGACCUAUGGGAAUACUUGGCCGAAGCCAAGUCUGCUUGGACGAAGAUGCCUGCUGACCGAUUUUCUCACGAAGCCUACUACUCAGGAGCGGAGGGGGUUAGCCGGGCAGGCUGCUUCCAGACCGAGGGAGCACAUUUCGUGCCAGACGACAUCUUUAGAUUUGAUGCUGCAUUCUUCAACAUGAGAGCUGAGGAAGCUCAGAACUCAGAUCCUCAGCAUCGAAUGAUGCUCGAGUGUGCCUUAGAGGCGGCGGAAAGUGCAGGACAGAGUCUUCUUGACUUGGCGGGCAAGAAGAUUGGUGUCUUUGUAGGAUGCACAGGAGGGGAUUACGCACAGCGACUCUCUGAGGAUCUCUACAAAACCUCAACCUUCUCGGCUACUGGGCUUGCACCGUGUAUGCUCGCCAAUCGUCUCUCCUACUUUUUCGACGUUACUGGACCAAGUGUUGCCCUGGAUGCCGCGUGCGCAUCCAGCACUUAUGCGGCACAUCAGGCAUGUCAGGCCAUUCGAAAUGGUGAAUGCGAAGCCGCAUUUGUGGGAUCAGCAAUGUUGUCCUUGAGUCCUAGUUUGUGGAUCACACUGGAAAAGAUGGGAGCCCUGUCACCGGACGGUAGAAGUUACUCUUAUGAUGAGAAAGCCGCGGGUUUUGGCCGUGGUGAGGGUGCUGCUUGUUUGUUGAUCAAGCGCCUAGAUCAUGCAAUUCGUGAUGGUGACCCAAUCCAUACACUGAUUCGCAGUUCUUCUUGCAAUCAUUCCGGUCGAUCGGAAGGUAUUACAAUGCCUAGCGGGAAAGCUCAACAAGUACUGCUCCGUGAGGUCCAUGACGUCGUUGGUCUCAACCCUGUACAUACGCCUGUGGUUGAGGGCCAUGGAACUGGUACUCAAGCUGGUGAUCCCAUCGAGGCUGGCGGCUUCGCGAACGUCCUCGCCAAGGACCGAACACAAGCAAAUCCGCUGUACAUUGGAUCUAUCAAGUCUAAUUUUGGACAUUUGGAAGGGGCUAGUGGCAUUCUCGGAAUGAUCAAGGCGGUCCUGAUGCUCCAAAAGGGGAUCAUUUUGCCUACCGCAGGAUUCGAGAAGUUCAACCAGAAGAUUCAAGGCAGGGAAAAAUUGAGAGUACUGACGAGCCCGACCCCUUGGCCAGCAGGGGAGCCAAAGCGAGUCAUCGUAACCAACUUCGGUUUCGGCGGCAGCAAUUCUGCAGUUCUUCUUGAGUGCGCUCCGUCAUCUGCUGUGCUUGCCAACGGACUUGCCAACGGACUUGCCAACGGACUUGUCACAAACGGCAUAAAACUUGAAAAGCGACUAUUUGUGCUUUCCGCCAAGACUGCAACGAGUCUUACGUCCUAUUUAGCAGCUUUCCAGAAGUUCCUAGAAAAGGCUCCUCAGACCAGCGAAUUUGCCAAGGAUCUUAGUUACACACUUGGACAACGCCGAACACACCACCCAUAUCGUGUUGCAGCAACAGCCGAUUCGGUAGAGAGUUUGAGAGAGAAACUGUUAACUACCAAGCCCAACAAAGUAUCAGAUCGUGUCAUUGCCUUCGUCUUUACUGGUCAAGGUGCUCAGUGGGCGCAGAUGGACGCUGGACUGUCACACUACAAAGCCUUUACCACUGCCAUUUCCCAGGCUGAAGCCCAUCUCCAAUCACUCGGAGCGUCUUGGUCUUUGACAGUGGAGCUGGCCAAGCCAGCAUCUCUAUCUCGUGUCAAUGAUCCCGAGAUCAGCCAGCCGGCGUGUACUGCCAUCCAACUUGCUUUGGUGACCCUGCUCAAGAGCUGGGGAAUUACCGCGACUACGGUCACAGGACAUUCGUCCGGAGAGAUUGGUGCUGCGUUUGCUGCAGGUCUCAUCUCCUUCAAAGCAGCUAUCGCCAUCGCAUACUUUCGUGGCCAAGCAGGUGCUCAAUUAGUCCGAGAGCAAAGGCAGAAAGGAGGCAUGCUGGCUCUUGGCAUCGGCGAAGAAGACGCAAACAAGCUGAUCGAGCAACAUGCAAAGGGAUACGCGACCGUUGCCGCUAUCAACAGCCCACAGAGCGUCACUGUCUCGGGUAACGUCUCCUCCAUCGAGAAUCUUCACAAGGCCGCGGAUGGUCAGGGCUUGUUUGUUCGUAGGCUCAAGAUUGAGGUUGCAUAUCAUUCCAAGCAUAUGGAGGCUGUUGCGGCCUCUUACCUUGAAUUUAUCAAGCCUUUCUGUGAGGAGGAUGCUCCAUUCAUCAAUAAGGAUAACAUUAGUGAAGUGUUUGUGUCUUCUGUCACAGGAAAGGUAGUCAGUCCAUCUACUCUCCACGCCUCUUACUGGGUGAAGAACCUUCUCCAAUGCGUCAGGUUUGCGGAUGCGAUUGGGACCAUUUUCACACCACAGAAAGAUGGCAAGAAAUCGCCGAACGUCAUCGUGGAGAUCGGUCCUCAUCCAGCAUUGAAGAAUCCGAUCAAGCAGACCGUAGAUAUCCUUCGUCAGCAAGGCGACGGACGUCCAAUUCCGUUCACCUACCUUUCUACCUUGGCACGUGACACAGACGGUGUUGAAGCAUUGCUCGACCUUGCCGGCAGUUUCUUCACCAUGGGACCUACAGUCAAACUAGAAGAGGUCAAUCAAACUAAUCGGAAGAACUCUCACGUCCUCAUCGAUCUCCCGGCAUAUGCAUGGGACAAGUCCGUGGCUUACGAGAUGAAGACAAAGAACUCUGAAGACAAGAUGCAUCCUGGGGAGCCUUACCAUACGCUUCUUGGAAGAAAGGUUCCGUCCAAUGGGGCCAAUGAGCGUGUUUACAGACAGGUCUUCACUCUCGACGAAGUACCUUGGAUCCGAGACCACAAUGUCGCCGGCACUGUUGUCUUCCCAAUGACUGGCUACUUGUCCUGCGCUAUUGAGGCUGUGAGAAGAACAGUUUCCAGUCCUCCGGCUGCUAUUGUCCUCCGGGAUGUUAAUGUUGUUCGGGGCCUUGAGAUUGGAGAAGAAGAGACUGUUGACAUGUCGACAAAGAUUAAGCCUGCCGCUACCGGGACAGGAGGAUUUUCGAAUACGGCUUGGUCAUUUGAGGUUGCGACUUGGGGAGAGCAAAAUGGAUGGACUGUCCAUUGCUACGGCCAAAUCGAACCGGAGACGACCGAGAUGACCACGGGAAGUCCAACAUUGAAAGACUCCCUUCCUCUCAUCAAUUCCAAGGACAUGGUAGAGCACGAUCCACAACUUGAGUACACCCUUGCUGCAGAGGCAGGAGCCACACGCUAUGGCCCAACAUUCCAAAGCACGGUCAGGUUCUUCGAAGGCAAAAGCUUCACAGUAAUCGAAACCCAGCUGCGUGACCUUUCCCCAAACCUGCCGACUUCCUAUGGGUCGUCUGUUUCUGUUGAUCCGCCGACACUAGACGGAUUCCUUCAAGGUGGUGGUCCUCUUCAAUUGGUCGAUGGAAAGAGACCUACGCAGAUGCCCAACUAUAUCAGUCGACUCCGAGUCUCCAACAAUAUGCCGAAUGCUCCCAACUCGCGGUUCACCGUCGUCACUCGCCUGCUGGAUUACGAUUAUAAGGGCGGCCGCAUGUAUAUCAGUAUAGCUGUCUAUGAACAAGGUUCUUACAAGCCAGUAUUCGAAUGCGAGUCGAUGACAUUCCGUACUAUCUCAUCUGGCGAGUCCGAAGACCUAGCCACAGCCCUUCCAGGCAACUGGUGUUGGGAGGUAUUGCCUAGUUUCGAUUUAUUACCUCAUGGAGAGCUGAACAAGAUGUUCUCUGUCGGCAGUCUGGGUAAGGAUCUGAAAGAGCGUCGAGACAUCUUGUAUAAGACUGCCUGCUACUACAUGAACAAAGCGUUGAAAGAGACUGCGCAUGAAGACUAUUCCAAGCUACCGCACCACUACUCUCACUUUUGCCGGUGGGCUCGCAGAACUAUUGACCGAGAGAAUUUUGACCUCAGUGGUGAUCAAUCGGCGUUGCUGAAGCAGGCAUACCAUUUUGACGCCCCAGGAGAGUUGCUCUGCAAGGUCGGCGAACAGCUCGUACCAAUCUUGCAUGGAGAAGUCCAACCGCUCGAGAUCAUGCUCAAAGAUGGCCUACUCACUCGCUAUUACGAGGCUGAUCAAGACAACGCGCGUUGCAGUAAGAUGUUGGGCGACUGGGUUGUCCAUCUCUCCGAUCUCGAGCCCGACUUGCGCAUCCUAGAAAUUGGAGGUGGAACUGGCGGUACGACAAUGCACGUGCUGGAGGCGCUUUCACGCGACAGAGAUGAGUUGGCAAUCCUCAACUACACUUUCACCGAUAUCUCAUCUGGAUUCUUCGAGGGUGCUCGCACUAAGUUAGCUAAGUGGUCGCAAAAGAUGACGUACAAGAAGCUCGACAUCAGCCAGGAUCCAGUGCAGCAAGGCUUUAGGCUCAAAGACUAUGAUCUUGUUAUCGCCUCCAACGUUUUGCACGCCACUCCGAAUAUGAUUGAUACCAUGAUUAACGUACGAAAAUUGCUGAAGCCCAAAGGCAAGAUCCUCUUGCUAGAGGGUCGGACUCAUCCACCCCCAACGCUGCCAUUUGCCCUGCUUCCUGGUUGGUGGUAUGCUGAGGAUGAUUACCGUGACCACGAGGAGGGACCUCUUAUAACAGUCGACAACUGGAACCGCCUCCUGAAAGACACCGGUUUCUCUGGUCUCGAGGCUUACAUCCAAGACUAUGCCGGUCCUCCCGACCAGAUGCUCAGUGUCAUGUGCUCGAUAAAUACCGGUAAACAAGCUGGCAAUCAACAGAUUACCGUCUGUGGACCUUUCGUUGAUAAUGAGGAAGUGGAAUUUGCUCAGACUGUGGCCGACGCUAUCGCAAAGAAACUUGAAUGCCCAACUAAGGUCAAGCCCCUUGCAGAGAUCGACCCUGCGGAUGACCCGUACUGCGUUUUCAUCGAUUCUCCACGCAACAGUCAACUGGCCAACGUUACCCAAGAGAAAUUUGAUGCUUUGCAGAAGUUGCUGUUGCACAAUACAGGGAUGUUAUGGGUGAUCCCAGAAGGUGGUCCCCCAGAAUCCACACAGAUCAAAGGCAUGCUCGCCACAAUUCGUCUCGAACUCGAGCCAAAGAACUUGCUCUGGUUCGAUAGAGUGCCUUUGACAUCCGAGGGCGCCUUAGCUAUCACCAGGCUUGCCGGAAAAUUGAGAGAUCCCGAGUCGAUUGCCGGUGAGGACUUGGACUUUGUUUGGAAUAAUGGCUCGAUUCAUCUCCUUCGUAUCAGGCAAAUGAUGGAAGUGAAGGAACAAUACGCCGCAGAGCACAACGUCCGCACUCGAAAGGUGCAGAACAUUUGGGAAGGUAAUCAUGCGCUUGAGAUGACGGUGGACCUUGCAGGUAGUCCCGACUCCAUCUACUUCCGUAGGACCGACGUCCUGUCUCAAGAGGUAGGCGAGGAAGAGGUUGUGGUCAAGGUCGAAGCUGCCGGAGUGAGCUUCCGUGAUCUUCUUCUGGUACUGGGUUCUAUCCCUUGGACUACUCCUGGAUUCGAGGGUGUUGGUGUGGUCGAAAAGACUGGCUCUAAGGUGUCAGGCUUGAAGGCAGGAGACCGCGUUUUCUACGGCACACUCGGAGGUGGCAGUUUGGCGACCUAUAUCAAAAUGCCAUCUUGGUGUGCCUACAAAAUUCCGGAAGGUAUAAGCAGCGUGGAUGCCGCAAGCAUACCAGUUGCGUACAUUACUGCCUAUGUAGCACUCAUUCGCAUUGCCCGACUGAAGAAGGGAGAAUCUGUUCUCAUCCACGCUGCAUCCGGCGCAGUUGGCCAAGCAUGCGUCGUGCUCGCACAGCACCUGGGAGCCGAAAUCUUUGCUACUACUAGUACUCCGACCAAGAGGGAGUUCUUGGAGAAGACUUUUGGAAUUCCCAAGGAGAACAUCUUCUCAAGUCGUACGCCGAAGUUCAGAGAUGGCAUAAUGUGUGCAACAAACAACAAAGGAGUCGACGUGGUUGUCAACUCUCUUACCGGGAACCUUCUGCAGGAAACUUGGGCCCUGAUCGCAGACUUUGGCCACUUCGUGGAGAUUGGAAAGAGGGACUUCCUUGCCAACAGCCACUUGGGAAUGAAGCCAUUCGAUCGCAAUGUGACUUUCAGUGGUGUCGACCUUCGCACAUUCUGGGACAAGAAACCAGAAUAUCUCAAAGAUUGUAUGUCGGAGGUUGUUGAUCUACUUCACCGCAAGAUUGUUGUACCUAUCAGACCAGUGACUACAUUACCUGUCUCUCAGUUCACGACGGGUCUUCGCAAGCUCCAAUCUGGUCAAAAUUUAGGCAAGAUUGUCGUCACCUUCGGCCCGGAUGAACGCGUUCUGGCCGAGAGUGCCCUAUCACCACAAGAGAUGAAGCUGUCCCGCAACGCAACAUAUUUAAUUACUGGUGGAACCAGAGGUAUUGGUCUUUAUUUGGCGUCUUGGUUAAUUGAAAAUGGAGCCUACAAUGUCAUCGUUCUCGGUCGUAGCGGUGCUACUGGUGCCGAAGUCCAAAAGUUCUUGAAGCAACACAAAGGUACCGACGUUAUCGUGAGAGCUCUUGCUUGCGAUAUCAGCUCGAAGAAGGGACUUCAAAACGUUCUGGCGUCGAUCAAGGACCUUCCUCCAGUUCGUGGUGUCAUACACAGCGCACUUUUCCUCAACGACGCAUUCUUUGAGAACGCUACGUAUGAGGACUGGAAGAAUAUCAAUGGACCUAGGGUCCAGGGUGCAUGGAAUCUUGAUGAGCUAUUGCCAGACCUCGACUUCUUCGUUGCUCUCUCCUCGUUUCUCGGAGAUACUGGUAAUGUCGGACAAUCUAUCUACGGUGGUACUGCAUCUUUCUACGAUGCUUUCUCCAAAUCUCGCAACGCCCGCGGCCAAAACACCGUUUCCAUUGCCUUGCCAGUCGUUGUGGAUGUCGGUUAUGUCGCUGAUCGCGAUCUCACCGCUAGUUUAAAGGCCACGCUUGGUGGCACUCUCACAAUGGCCGACAUCUGCACUAUCGUGAAGAACGCAAUUAUUGGACAGUACAAUCCGAUGAAGUUUCAUUCUGAUGGCAAAGCAAUUGCAUUCAAACUCUACCUCGGAGGCGAGUCCGUAGUCAAUCUCCCAUGGAAAUACUUCCACCCUGUCAAAAUCAGAGAACUUCUGAAUGCCGAGCAACACAAGAAAGAGACUAGUUCAGGCGGAGGUACUAAUAAUUAUUCUUCGUGGACUUCCGCUUCUGAUCCUCUCACUGGCCUGAUUGAAGCUCUAAUCACUAAGGUUUCUGUCAUGACUAUGAUUGAGCGAGAUGAAGUGGACCCCGAUGCUCCUCUUAUUCAUUUUGGUUUGGAUUCUCUUGUGUCAGUCGAAUUGCGAAACUGGAUUCGAAGGGAAACGAGUGUUGAGUUGGCGUUGACUACUAUUACACAUGCAGCGAAUUUGAGAGCUCUUGCGAUGGAUAUUCUUGCGAAGAGGGAGAGGGGCUUGAAAGUGGUUAAUGGCACAUGAUAGGAUAGACUGAAAUAUCGCAGGAAAGGUAUAACGAAAUUUGAUAAAUUUACGAGAGUAAUAAACUUAGUAUAUUUCAACCCCU
Molecule: messenger RNA, 7727 nt
Organism: Mollisia scopiformis
Lineage: Eukaryota; Fungi; Ascomycota; Leotiomycetes; Helotiales; Mollisiaceae
Product: putative polyketide synthase
Exons: 5
Coding region: 128-7642 (2504 amino acids)
Biological process (GO): fatty acid biosynthetic process; secondary metabolite biosynthetic process
Molecular function (GO): phosphopantetheine binding; fatty acid synthase activity; oxidoreductase activity
Source: RefSeq, a predicted model, not a curated record